AGCUUACGCUACGUGGGGAGGCCGUGCGCAGGCGCGGGUUCCGCUGCGGCCACGGCGGUUGGAUCGUUGCGUCUGCGACGGUGGCGAAUAUGACCCAGCAGGGCGCGGCUCUGCAGAACUACAACAACGAGCUGGUCAAGUGCAUUGAGGAGCUGUGCCAGAAGCGGGAGGAGCUGUGCCGCCAAAUCCAACAGGAGGAGGAUGAGAAGCAGCGGCUCCAGAACGAGGUGAGGCAGCUGACGGAGAAGCUGGCCCGCGUCAACGAGAACCUCGCCCGCAAGAUCGCCUCUCGCAACGAGUUCGACCGGACCAUCGCGGAGACGGAGGCUGCCUACCUCAAGAUCCUGGAGAGCUCACAGACUCUGCUUAGUGUUCUGAAGAGGGAGGCUGGGAACCUAACUAAGGCUACAGCUUCAGACCAGAAGAACAGCGGCGGCAAGGAGAGUUGACCAGGCCAUGGGUGGGGCCUGUUAGCUGUGCUUACCUUAACUCAGCCCCCAACAAGUCUUGUCUUUAAAGGGUCUUUGUUCUUUAUGGCAGCAGCUGCCCCCUCUGGCUAUUUCAGGUGCCCAGAGGGGCAUCUGCCAGCCUCUCCUGGUGUCAGGUAACAAGAUAAGCCCUGGGCACAGCCCACCCAGGGUAAGGUCCCAGGCUCCAUGCACAUGGGCUAUGGAGAUGGCAGGCUGUGGGUCAGCUCUGCAAGGGGCUUCUCUAAGGUGUCCGCCCAGCUGCUGCCAGGGAAGCUGUAGGCUCAGCACCAUAGGAGUCCCCUCACUCAGCCAGCAGGAGCCCAGGUCAAGCAUUUGGGGCAAAGGGAGGGGGCCCUCUCUCACCCCAGAACCUAAACCUCAGGGCUCACCCCUGUGACUGUGUCAAUAAAGAUUGUCUUUGUAAAGA
Messenger RNA from Nycticebus coucang (slow loris), 897 nucleotides. It is a transcript of the gene SSNA1, whose product is annotated as SS nuclear autoantigen 1. NCBI's taxonomy places the organism in Eukaryota, Metazoa, Chordata, Mammalia, Primates, Lorisidae. The record is from RefSeq and is a predicted model, not a curated record. Bases 90 to 449 code for a protein of 119 amino acids. Gene Ontology annotation, cellular component: ciliary basal body; centrosome. The transcript is spliced from 3 exons.